Molecule: messenger RNA, 1449 nt
Organism: Cydia pomonella (codling moth)
Lineage: Eukaryota; Metazoa; Arthropoda; Insecta; Lepidoptera; Tortricidae
Product: deubiquitinase OTUD6B
Exons: 1
Coding region: 498-1343 (281 amino acids)
Biological process (GO): protein deubiquitination
Molecular function (GO): cysteine-type deubiquitinase activity
Source: RefSeq, a predicted model, not a curated record
AUAGUUAUAAUAAUUUUACAAACCUAGAACCACAAAAUACUUGUUAGAGCUACUUUGGUUAGAAAAAUUUAUGAGUAUUUGAACAUAUCCUCGGUGAAUGUCAUCGUCAGCUGUCACUGUCAGUUUGAGGUUAGAUCCUUAGAUCAGUGAUCAGUACCAGCCAGGGUUUUGAGGGUUUCAUCCAAUUCCAGGUUUAAUAUACAGCACAGCACAGUUUUCUUAUUGUUAUACCAAUAUUGGUUUAAUAUAGCAUAGCACAGUUUUCUUAUUGUUAUUCCAAUAUUGACGACUUCGAGUCUAGAAAACGAAACAGAGGACAUAGACCCUUCAGUAUAAAUUAUAUUCUAAUAUCUGUUAUUUCUAAAUAUUACUUCAUGAAGUUCAAGUUUUUGAAUAAUCCGGUAGAAUUGAUUUCCAAUUAGUAGGAUUAAUUGAAGUUAUCUGCAAAUAAAAUAAUUAAGUAUUGCAAUAAAAACACAAGAAACUUUAAUUAAGAAAUGGAUCAACCCAUAUCUCUAGAAGAAAUUGAAACAAAACACAGGAAGGAAAAGAAAGAAUUGCAAGCUCAGAUACAAAGCUUGAAAAAAAUAGCUAAAAACGAUAAGACUAAGAAAAAAGAAUUAACAACAGAAAUUGCUAAAUUAGAGACCGAGCUAGAACUCCGCCACAAGGAGGAACUGGCUGCGCUUGAGAAUGCACUAGGGGAACCUGAAGACUUUGCAUCUCUCGAAGAUGAAGAUGAAGUACCCAAAUUAAAGGUUAGUAAAGCUCAAAAACGCCGGGAUAAAAAGCAACAACAGGAAAAAGAAAGGGCAGAACAAAUAAAAUUACAAGAAAAGGAAAACCUACAUGGUCCAAGGAAUAUUGAAAUUCAAUCAAUAAUUAAUAAAUUAAAGGAAAGGAAAUUGUCAAUAUUCUCAAUACCUUCUGACGGAGAUUGCCUAUAUCAAGCUGUGGCACAUCAACUACUUGCUACUAGAUCUAAAACAGUGUUAGUAGAAGAUCUGCGGAAACAGGUUGCAACUUUUAUGAGACAAAACAAAGAAGACUUUCUGCCAUUCAUGAGCAACCCAAAUACAUUUGAAAUGCUCACUGAAAGUGAAUUCAAUGAUUAUUGUGAUGAAAUUGUAAACACCAAGGUGUGGGGUGGUCAGCUGGAGAUAAGAGCAUUAUCUAAUUCAUUGAAAUGUCCCAUAAAUGUGAUCCAAGCCUCUGGGCCAGAGUCCAUAGAACAAGGAGUGGAGUUUGAAGGACCUCCACUAAUAAUCACAUAUCAUAGACAUAUGUACAAAUUAGGGGAGCAUUAUAACUCAACCCAGGCAAUAUCUGAAAUUGAUAGCUAAGAUAAUUUUUAUAGUUUCACUCUCUUACGUAUUUAGUCUAUUCUAUGUAUUAUAUUCUAUGGAUUAUUGUAUGUAUGAAUUUGUGUUAUUAAAAUGCUAUAAUUUU